Molecule: messenger RNA, 3169 nt
Organism: Corylus avellana
Lineage: Eukaryota; Viridiplantae; Streptophyta; Magnoliopsida; Fagales; Betulaceae
Source: RefSeq, a predicted model, not a curated record
ACUCCCGAAGCCGACCACCACGCGCAGCACUACAGGUACGGCUGAGCAAGAAACUACGUCGUUCUUCGACUGCUCCUAGGGUUUUCUCAUAUCGCUCUGCCUGCCUGAAAGAUAUCUCUCUCAGCUUGCAUCUAAGUGAAAAUGACACGUUCGAAAGCUUCUUCAAAGCAGCAAAAGCGUGGAGUCGACUUCAAGAAAAUAAAGCGAAAGAUUGGCAGGAAAUUGCCGCCGGCGAAUAAUGCUACGAAUACUGAAAUUAAAUUCAAAGCAAUUAUUCUUCCUGAGCAGAGUGUGGCGUCAGAAAAGGAAGGUUUAGCUGUGAACAAGAAAGGUUUGACUUUGAAAGAACUUCUUCAACAAACAUCCCAUCACAACCCAAAAGUUCGUAGAGAUGCAUUGAUGGGUAUUAAGGAUUUAUUCCGUAAACAUCCAGCAGAGCUGAGGUUGCACAAAUAUCCUGUCGUAGAGAAACUGCGUGAACGAAUUGGGGAUGAUGAUAAAGUGGUUCGAGAAACACUAUAUCAACUUUUUAAGUCAGUGAUAUUCCCUACCUGUAAAGAGGAUAAUCAAGAGCUUUUCAUUUCCUUAAUAAUGGCAUAUAUUUUUAAUGCAAUGACACAUUUAGCAAUUGACGUUCGGUUGAUGGCGUUCAAAUUUCUUGACCUUGUUGUCGAGAAUCAUCCACUGUCUUUUUUCUUGUAUGCUGAAAAGAUUCUUCAAAAUUAUGGGGACAUUCUACGGAACAACCAGUUCUAUUUACAGGACAAGGGAAAACUCAAGAAUGUUCUUGCUGGCUUGCUGCUAUGCUUGUCACUGGUGCCAUGUAAUAACAAAGAAGUUGACUCAUGUGAAAAAAAUGAUGCUGGACAAGGAAUGUUACAUGUUUUUGAGCCUGAUGUGUCUACAAAAUCUGCUGGGUUUCCUCUCAUCAUCAAGAAACUAAAGGAUCUUGUGCCAGUUUUAAUCAAUUGUUUCCAAGAUUUUAUUCCAUCGGCUCAUACCAUGCCACUUCUUGAUGCACAGUCAUUUGAUUGUCUGUUAUGUAUACUUCAGAGCAUAGAUAUUACAUUCAGAUUUUUUAUUUAUGGGACUGACAAGGGUAAAUCAGAAUAUCAACUUCUUCAAGGACAAUCUGAUGUGACAGUGUGGGAUGAAAGUAUCUCGUCAUUGUUAAUGAAGAAGAUACUACUAGUGUUUCCCCUCAAUCCGACGUGGCAGCUUUCAGAAAAGGAUGACGACAGAUAUUUUAUCUUGAACGUUCUGAUUAUGGGAAUACUUUUGCAAUUCAGUGAAUGGAUCUCUCCUCCUGCUGUGUUGGAGAAAUUUCGAGAGAAAUUUCUAGAGUUUAUAGAAAAUGCGCUGCUUAGAAAGAUUUGUAAUGGCACAAGGUUUGGUAAAGGAGUCUGGGAAAAACAUUUACUUUCACUUUUUCCAUUUUUUCCGAAACUUUUUUCACAAGUGGAGAGCAAUUGGAGAUCUCGUCUUCUUCAGGUAUUUACCAAGACUUUCAGGAAGCUUGAGCCUUCAUUGGAAUUGGAAUGCCUUUCUACAAUUGAAGAUAUGAUUAUUCUUGUAUUUACCAAGACUUUCAGGAAUCUUGAGCCUUCAUUGAAAUUGGCAUGCCUUUCUACAAUUGAAGAUAUGCUUAUUCCUAAAGAGAAAAGGCUGUGCCUAGAAAUAUUAGAGCAUCGGAUUGGUUGGAUAAGAGAGCUCCCUCACUUGCUAAUCUUGCUAGAUGAUACGCAUCCAUCUUGUACCCAGGCUGUGUUGCAUCUGCAACUUCGCCUUGGACAAUGUACUCUGGUGGACUCUUCAUUUGCAAGGGAAUAUGACAACAUGCAGCACUCAUUGCUAAAGUUUUACAGCACAUGUCAAGAUGAUGGAAAUAUAUGUUAUGGUCCUUUCAUAAGGCUUCCUAGAGAUUCUCAGGAACUCUCUCUGUGUUGCCUUUAUUACUUCUCUAAUUUGGAUUCACCUUUGUUGAAGUCAAUAGCUUCUUGUUGCUUAAGUCCGGAUUUGGAGCAAUUUAUAUUAUUUCGAAUCAUAGAGGUCCUGCAUUCGGCAUAUACUGCAGGACAUAUCAAAAUUACUGACCAUAUCAGUUUCUUCAUCACUUUGCUCUUGCGUUUCAAAGUUUUCCCCGGAAACGUGUAUUCUAUUUUAGAGAGUGAUACAAAGAUCAGAAACCGAGGAACAUUUAAGUUACUCACCAAUGUUGUUUGCUCAAACCUGUCGCAGAUUGGUGAUAAUUCUCUUGUUUUUCAAAUACUAGAGAAAGUAACACUUGAACAGAUAUUACUAAAGCCACCUCUAGACAAUGCUUGUGCGAUGCUCAGAAUGCUUGCUAUGCUGGAUUCCAAACCCACAAGACUUUCUGAGCAAAGUGUUAUUACUCUAAGCAAUUUCCUUUUAGGAUAUCUGAUUGAUGUUGUGCAUUGCAUUCAAGAGGAUCAUGAAGAGCCCAAUGUCUCCAUUCCUACACUCCGUUAUUAUCUCAUACCUUGCUUUUUCUUCUUUGAUAGAAGUCGCAAACUUCUGGAUCUUGUGUUGAAGAUGAUGGGGUCAUUGAUAACUGACAGUAGUUCGUCGCUUUUUCCUCCUAAAUAUGCAACAGACUGUUCAAGUAGAAUCAACGCCAUUGUUUCUGUCCUUAUAUUGAUGCACAAGGAUGUUAAAGUUCAGCAAAUUAUCUCUUCACUCAAGCCAGAAAUUGACCAUAUAUUACAAAAAAUACUAUCUUUCCAGUCUUCGGAGGCAAUCAGCAUGACAAUGGAAGAAAGGCAUAAAAUACAGUGUGCCUUUGAUCAACUAAAAGUCCUAACAAGUACAUCAGCCAAUGGGACGCCUGCAAUCUAGAAUGAUGUUUGUAAAUUAAAAUCUUACCCUACAAUAUUUAGUGUUGUUGAGGGAGUUCUUAGAGAUAACAAGCAGUCAAGGAGAAUGCAUUAGUUAUGAUAUCGGAGAAUGGAAUAUGCAUCAGCUUUGGCUCAUGAAAACCUUGUUUUUAUUGUAAAUAUAGCCAUAUAGGCAUCGGACACCCAAGUGCUAGUCUCCUGUCUGCAAUUUUGAGUUACAUAGACAUCUACUUGUCUUUUGAAUUUUCAGGUUGAGAGCUAAAUCAUUACGGCAAUCUUAAAUUGUAUACUUCAAAAAAUAAGUCUUUCUUUUU